GCUGCACAGUCACUGGUCACACUGGGUGUGACAUUGAGUUGACUUUUGAUUCAGUUUAAUUAUUAUAUUUACCCCUAAAUAGUGAUUCGCCAACCACCAAACAUAGAUUGAGAGCAAUUAAUAACUCCACUGGACUAUUUUCCCAUAGGAUGCGCCACGGAGGCGGAUUCUAGCCGAGUAGGAAGCGAGCGGAGACUGCACGACUGCUCCACUAGCUGGUGAACAGCAGGCGCCUCCGACAGCGUCUCUUCCUGCUUGUGCGGGGCCCACAACAACACAAGAUCCCAGCCGAACCGAGGCCGUUAUAGAACCAAAUCCACAAUGCGUUCUCGGAGCAAUUCUGGAGUCCGCCUGGACUACUACCAGCGCAUAGUCCACCGACUAAUCCUAGCUCACCAGGAACCUGUGACGGGGCUGUUCCCCGCCUCCAACGUGAAUUCUCAUGCCUGGAUCCGCGACAAUGUCUACUGCAUUCUGGCCGUAUGGGGACUGUCCAUGGCUUACAAAAAGAUCGCCGAUCAAGACGAGGAUCGGGCCAAGUGCUACGAGCUCGAACAGAGCUGCGUUAAGCUGAUGCGCGGCCUCCUAAUGGCCAUGAUGAACCAAAAGGACAAGGUGGAGAAGUUCAAGAUGACCCAGAGUCCGUACGACUCCUUGCACGCCAAGUACUCCAGCAAAAAUGGCUUGCCCGUCGUGGGCGACAACGAGUGGGGUCACUUGCAGAUCGAUGCUGUGUCCCUGUACCUUCUAAUUCUCGCCCAGAUGACGGCCUCGGGGCUGCAGAUUGUCUUUUCCUUGGACGAGGUGUCCUUCAUCCAGAACUUGGUCUUCUAUAUCGAGUCGGCCUACUCUAUACCGGACUAUGGAAUCUGGGAGCGAGGCGACAAAACCAAUCAUGGUGAACCCGAGCUGAAUGCCAGCUCCAUUGGCAUGGCCAAGGCCGCUCUAGAGGCCAUGAACGAGCUGGACCUGUUCGGGGCCCGCGGUGGUCCCGCCAGUGUCAUCCAUGUCCUGGCUGACGAAGCCCAUAAGUGUCAGGCGGUGCUCCAAUCGAUGCUUCCUCGCGAAUCCAACUCUAAAGAGCUCGACUCGGGACUUCUGUGCGUCAUCGGCUUCCCUGCUUUCGCCGUGGACGAUGCCCAGUUAAUACACAACACCAAAGACGCGAUCCUCUCCAGGCUGCAGGGAAAGUACGGCUGCAAGCGGUUCCUGCGCGACGGCUACCGCACUCCCAAAGAAGAUCCAUCCAGGCUCUACUACGAGCGCUGGGAGCUGCGCAUGUUUGAGAACAUCGAGUGCGAGUGGCCGCUCUUCUAUUGCUAUCUGAUCCUGUUCCACGCCUUCCAGAGCGACAAGCGGGCGGUGCAGGAGUACGCCGACCGUUUGGAGAAGAUCAUGGUUCGAUCAGAGGACGGAAUACUGCUGGUGCCGGAGAGCUACGCGGUGCCCCAGGAUUUGGUGGGCUUCGAGUACCAAAAGCCGGGCUCGCAGGUCCGCGAAGUGGUCGGUCGGUGCCCGUUUUUGUGGGGCCAGUCCUUGUUCAUCCUGGGACGCUUGCUCCAGGAGGGUUUCCUGGCCGUGGGCGAGCUGGAUCCUUUGAAUCGACGCCUCGGCGCGCAGAAGAAGCCAGACGUGGUCGUCCAAGUGGUCAUUAUUGCCGAGGACAACGAGAUUCGCGACAAGCUGGCGGAGCAUGAUCUGCAUGUGCAGACCAUAGCCGAGGUGGCCCCCAUCGAAGUGCAGCCGGCCCGGGUGCUCAGCCAUCUGUACACCUACUUGGGUCGUAACCGAAAGUUGGGCCUGAGCGGCAGGAAGUCGCGCGACGUGGGCAUCCUCAGCACCAGCAAGCUGUAUUCUCUCAAGGAUCGCAUCUUUGCCUUCACCCCGCAGCAUAUCGACUAUGAAGAAUAUUAUACCACACGCGAUCCCGACUUGCUUGCCAGCAAUUUUACCACAAAUUUAGCCUUCUUGACCAACAAUUGGCGCCACAUGUUGGGCAGGCCGACAAUCACACUAAUGGCAACCCACUAUAUGCUAGAUCAGGAAAAGAUACCGCUGGCCAUGAUUCAGACCAUGCGCAAACUCAAGUCUGGCUACAUCAACGGCACCCGGGUGAUGCUGGGAAGUCUGAAGGACUUCCUCAACACCUCGGCCAUCACGGACCUGAGCUUCCUGGGCAGCACGGAGGACGGCUACCCGGAUCGCCUGCACCCGGACGUCCAGACCUACUUGGAGGAGCACCUGCUUCGCUCGUUCAGCAACCGCAGCACCAUGAAUCUCCGAGGUGGCCAGCUUCGGCCCAGGACCUUGAGGCGGCGCAUGUCCUGCAAGGGAGCCAUCAAGAAGACCCGCUCCAUCAAUGUCGACUCCGACAACCUGGGCAUGGAGGGACCCUCGCCUCUGACCGAACGCCGACUCUCCUCGAUUGUUCCCCCGCCCUGGCUGCAGGCCAACAAGCAGAGCCACGUCAGUGUGUUUGCCACCACCCCGGAGGAGGGACCCAGCUCCCCGCUGCAGCUGGGCAAUGAGCUCUCCGUGCGGGAGAACAUCUACCCGGUGGAUCCGCACAACAACCGCUCGGCGAUCGACAGGCGCAGCGAGUUUGUUCGCCAGCAAGAGAUAACCGUGCCAAAAAUUCUCAUCCAACGCCAUCGCGCGGAAACCAACUUUGCCGACACAGAGGUGGAGGAGCUGAUUGCCAUGCUGAGGGAGACGGAGAACCUGGAGGAGCAGGGCGACAUUCUGCAGUACCUGGUGGACACCCAGGGCCUGGACUUCAACACGGACGGCCUGGGAUUCAAAAACAAAUCGGACGACAAUGCUAGUGCCAAUAACAGCGCCGAACUCGAGCAAGCGUUUGUUGACGAGGUGGUGCUGGGACUGGCUGGUAGUGGUGGUAGUUUUGUUGCUGAGGCUCCUGGUGGCGAGGAAACGAAGAAGAACCGGUCGCAGGUCGUGCUGCCCACGGUGAUCAUCGAUGCUGCUACGAUUUCCCCAGAUCCAGACAGCGCCGGAGGCCAGAGCGACCACAAGCACAGCCACAAGGUGAUCAGCCCCGACUCCCAGUCCAACUCUAGUCACAUCAACAACAGCAAUAGCAACAGCAACAGCAGCAGCAGCCAUAUCCAUAGCAACAGCCACCACCUUGAUAAUAACAACGAUUCUUCCCAAUCCGAAGGCAUGCUGGAGGAGGGACGCGUCGUCACCGUGCGCGACCUGCUCAAAGGACUCUACGAGAAGGCGUGCCAGCAGAAGCUCUGGGGCCUCGUCCGACACACGGCCGGCAUGCUGGGCAAGCGGGUGGAGGACCUGGCCAAGGCCGUGACGGAUCUUCUAGUGCGACAGAAGCAGGUUACUGUGGGCAUGCCGCCCAACAACGAGCACACCAUUACGGCUCCCCUGCCGGAGGUUGAGCUGCGUCAGCUUAUCCACGAUGCCUAUGGGGACGACGAAAGCACGGCCAUGCUGACGCAGGAGCUCAUGGUAUACCUGGCCAUGUUCAUACGCACCGAGCCGCAGCUGUUCCACGAGAUGCUGCGCCUGCGCGUGGGCCUCAUCAUCCAGGUGAUGGCCAAGGAGCUGUCGCGCACGCUCAACUGCGACGGCGAGGCGGCGUCGGAGCAUUUACUUAACCUCUCGCCCUUCGAGAUGAAGAACCUGCUGUACCACAUUCUUAGCGGAAAGGAGUUCGCCGUCAGCAGUGUUGCCCGCGGCAAUCUCUCCAUUGUCAGCUGCAAGAGCAGUCGCGUCAGCAAGAAGAGCCAGAUCGGCUUGGGCGAUCCGGAAGGGGAGGAUGCCCUGAUAGCAACCAUCGACGACCGGCAGGGGCAGUGGCUGCGACGCCGCCGUCUAGACGGUGCCCUGAACAGGGUGCCCAGGGACUUCUAUUCGCGCGUGUGGACGGUUCUGGAGAAGUGCCAGGGCCUGGCAAUCGAGGGAAGGGUCUUGCAGCAGAGUCUCACCCAGGAGAUGACGCCCGGCGAGCUGAAGUUCGCCCUGGAGGUGGAGACGGCCCUGAACCAGAUCCCGCAGCCCGAGUACCGACAGCUGGUGGUGGAGGCCCUGAUGGUGCUAACCCUGGUGACCGAGCACAACAUGGUGCCAACUUUGGGCGGAAUCAUCUACGUGGAACACCUCGUGCACAAGGCCAAUCAACUGUUCCUCGAGGACCAGCGUAAGGUGCAGGGCGAUGCCACGCUGUGCUGCGCCAAGAUCAAGGACGGCAAGGAGCAGCAGCAGGCAGCCUCCGGCAUGUUGCUCUGCGGCGGAGCAGCCUACAUCUGCCAGCACUUGUACGACAGUGCCCCCAGUGGUAGCUACGGAACCAUGACGUACAUGUCCCGGGCGGUGGCCCUCGUCCUGGACUGUGUGCCAAAGCACGGCGAGAUGGAGUGCGCCAUUUCAUAAAGGACUCUGCGUCCUAAGGUCCUGAAAAUCUCUCCCUCUUUGAGAUUUGUUAGUUUUGAUGUUGUAUCAAAUAUAUUUCUUAGAACUUUUUUAAAUUUAAUUUGUAACUCGUACAUGUUAAUAAAUUUAAUGCAGAACUUCAAAAA
Messenger RNA from Drosophila bipectinata, 4553 nucleotides. RefSeq names its product probable phosphorylase b kinase regulatory subunit alpha. Gene Ontology annotation, biological process: glycogen metabolic process. The record is from RefSeq and is a predicted model, not a curated record. Lineage: Eukaryota; Metazoa; Arthropoda; Insecta; Diptera; Drosophilidae. Gene Ontology annotation, cellular component: phosphorylase kinase complex. Gene Ontology annotation, molecular function: calmodulin binding.